Salvia splendens (bonfire salvia) is the source of this 1989-nucleotide messenger RNA. RefSeq names its product protein ASPARTIC PROTEASE IN GUARD CELL 1. Gene Ontology annotation, biological process: proteolysis. The transcript has a single exon. The record is from RefSeq and is a predicted model, not a curated record. Gene Ontology annotation, molecular function: aspartic-type endopeptidase activity. Bases 188 to 1645 code for a protein of 485 amino acids. NCBI's taxonomy places the organism in Eukaryota, Viridiplantae, Streptophyta, Magnoliopsida, Lamiales, Lamiaceae.
AAAAUCUAAUUACACCAUAUAAUAUCUAAACAAAACAAAACAUAUUUUAUAUCCUCACAUUCAAAGCUUCUCGCAGCUUUGUCUCCCCCAACAAAUCCCGCGUGACUGUCUUUAUCACUGUCUGUAUAAAUACUACAACUGAUUCACAUUCCUCCAUUAUCAUCUUCCUCCUCCACCUUCUCUAACAAUGGAGAAACUCGCCGUCUUCUUCGCAUUCUUCACCGUCCUCGCGAGCUCCAGAACACUCCCGCCCAACUCCGACCCCAAUUUCCUCGAUGUCUCCGCCGCGAUUUCGAAGACCCAGGGCUUCUUCUCACGGAAUUCCAGAAGCGUACUACCCUCAAUGCACGAGGUACACCACCGCCGUCCUAGGGUUUCUCCCCAUUUCCCGCUUAGCUUCGACCUCCACCCGCGUCUGUCGGUCCGUGGAACCACGGAGGAGAGCUAUAAAGCGCUCACGGUGGCACGACUCGGUCGUGACUCGGCCCGAGUCAAGGCGAUUCAGACUCGGCUAGAUCUGGCCAGUUUAGGGAUUGUGAAGGCAGAUCUGACGCCUCUGGAGGCGGAGUUGGAGACGGAGAAGCUGGAGGGGCCGGUGAUCUCCGGCACUAGCCAGGGGAGCGGCGAGUACUUCAGCCGAGUUGGAGUGGGUAAACCGGCGACUCAGGCGUACAUGGUGCUGGACACGGGGAGUGACGUCAACUGGGUGCAAUGCGCACCUUGCGCAGACUGUUACCAACAGGCCGACCCGAUUUUCGACCCGGUUCUGUCCUCCUCCUUCACGCCUCUCACGUGCGAUACUCAGCAAUGCAGGUCGCUCGACGUCUCCGAGUGCCGCAACGACACCUGCCUCUACGAGGUCUCCUACGGCGACGGCUCCUACACCGUCGGCGAUUUCGUCACGGAAACCGUCACAUUCGGUGGAUCUCAAACCGUCGACAACAUCGCAAUCGGCUGCGGCCACAACAACGAAGGUCUAUUCGUCGGAGCCGCCGGUCUAAUCGGCCUCGGCGGCGGAAAACUCUCGUUUCCCUCUCAAAUCAACGCAACCUCCUUCUCCUACUGCCUCGUCGAUCGCGAUUCCGACUCCGCCUCCACUCUCGAUUUCAAUUCUCCGGCGCCUGCCGGCGCCGUCACGGCGCCGCUGGUCCGGAACCCUAAGCUGGACACGUUCUACUACGUGGAUCUAUCCGGAAUCAGCGUCUCCGGCGAGAUGCUGCCGAUCUCGCCGUCGACGUUCAAGCUGAACGAGGAGAGCGGCAACGGCGGCGUAAUAGUGGACUCCGGGACGGCGGUGACGAGGCUGCAGACGGAGGCGUAUGACGCGAUGCGUGACGCAUUUAAGAAGGGGACGGGGCAGCUGCCGGCGGCGGAGGGAGUGGCGCUGUUCGACACGUGCUACGAUCUGAGCUCGAAAAAGAGCGUGGAGGUGCCGACGGUGUCGUUUCACUUCUCGAAUGGUAAAGAGCUCGCGUUGCCGGCGAAGAACUACAUGAUUCCGGUAGACUCGUCGGGGACAUUCUGCUUCGCCUUCGCGCCGACGUCGUCUGCGCUCGGGAUUAUUGGGAAUGUUCAGCAACAGGGGACACGUGUCAGCUAUGAUCUCGCUAAUUCUCUGAUUGGAUUUUCUCCCAAUAAAUGCUAGAUUUUGAUUUUAAUUAUUACCAUAUCCCUAAUCAGUUUUUUUUUGCUCGCUUGUUUUCAGCUUGUUCAUUUUCUACUAUGAAUGAAUCUAGAUAUGUGAGUGUGGGCCUAGCCUUAAUAACUGUAAGCCCAUGGGCUUGGCCCACAUGGUGGUUGUGUGUAAUUAUUGCAGUUUAGAAGGGUGUGUUCUUGUAUAGGAGUAAAAGUUCAGCGUAACAGCUUCGGUGUGAGGGUUAUUAAAGAAAGCUGUGGAACGAUUACUAGCUCUAGUAGUUACCAAUAGUCUUCAACUACAUUGUGUUUUCAACAUAUUUUCUAAUGAAUUUUAAAUUGUAGUAGUAGUUA